This is a messenger RNA of Saxophila tyrrhenica, 861 nucleotides long. RefSeq lists its product as uncharacterized. Gene Ontology annotation, cellular component: mitochondrion. The transcript has 2 exons. Lineage: Eukaryota; Fungi; Ascomycota; Dothideomycetes; Mycosphaerellales; Extremaceae. Gene Ontology annotation, biological process: NADH dehydrogenase complex assembly; mitochondrial electron transport, NADH to ubiquinone. Bases 1 to 861 code for a protein of 286 amino acids. The record is from RefSeq and is a predicted model, not a curated record.
AUGUUCGCCACACCCAUCCGCCUCGCCCAAGGCGGCGCCGGCAUGCCCGGCUUCUGGAAGCGAUCUCUAGACGAGUUCAAACGACAAGCCAACAUCGCAGUCAAGAUGGAAGGCCUACACCGACCGCAGAAGCCCCGCCCACUAGUCCAAUUCACCGACUCAGGCAGUCUCGGCUUAUGCAAACUCAUGUCUGACAAAGACAUCGGCGGCUACAGCGAAGCGAGCAUGAGCUUUGUGGAUGGAGCAGCACACGAGGACAGCAACCGGGAGCAAGGCGUGAUUGGGAAUGAGAAGCAGGGAGGAGGAGAGGAGGAAGAGCCAGCGCGUAUGCUGUUCAAGGGCAAGAUCUCGACAGAGCUGCCGCCGAACAACCCGGAUGUUCAGCGGACUGGGGAUCGAGGGUUGAGCUUGUUUGGGAGGCUCUUGUGGGACAUUGACCCGUACAACUAUCUGGCGCUGAGAGUAAAGUCGGAUGGGAGGAAGUACUUUGUCAAUAUCCAGACCGAGUCGAUUGUGCCAACCGAUCUGCACCAGCAUCUAUUGCCAACGUACACUCCAGGACAGUGGGAGACGGUCAUCAUCCCAUUCCAUGCCUUCGUACGGACGAACUACGGCAUGGUGGUGGAACCGCAGCGAGAGAUGCUGAGGCAGAAGGUGAAAUCUGUCGGCAUUGGGCUCACAGAUCGGGUGCCUGGGCCGUUCGAGCUGUGCAUUGCGGACGUGUACGCAACGAAUAAGGCUCCUUCGAGAGACGUGGCAAGAGAAGAGAGCGGUUUCGACAUGGAACCUGAGAGCCAAGGGAUUAUGGACGAGAUAGAGCCGAGGAAGAAGAAAGGAGAGCAGGAGAAGAUCCUGAUCUGA